This is a messenger RNA of Pezoporus flaviventris, 4628 nucleotides long. It is a transcript of the gene RPGR, whose product is annotated as retinitis pigmentosa GTPase regulator. The coding region runs from base 19 to 4218 and encodes 1399 amino acids. NCBI's taxonomy places the organism in Eukaryota, Metazoa, Chordata, Aves, Psittaciformes, Psittacidae. Gene Ontology annotation, cellular component: photoreceptor outer segment. The record is from RefSeq and is a predicted model, not a curated record. The transcript has 14 exons. Gene Ontology annotation, biological process: protein ubiquitination; ubiquitin-dependent protein catabolic process; visual perception. Gene Ontology annotation, molecular function: ubiquitin protein ligase activity.
UCCCCAUGGCAGCUCUCUAUGGCCGUUGCCUGUGGCACGGCGUCUGUUUACUUCCGGCAGCCGCCGUGCAUGGGGCGCCUGCCGCCUGCUGCUAUGGCCGAGCUCGUUGAGGAGGACGAGCUGCCGGUGCCCGAAUCAGGUGCUGUUUUCACAUUUGGAAAAAGCAAAUUUGCAGAAGAUAUUCCCAGCAAGUUCUGGUUCAAAAAUGACAAGCCUGUACUUAUAUCAUGUGGAGAUGAACAUACCGCUAUUGUUACAGGGAAUGGUAAACUAUACAUGUUUGGUAGUAACAACUGGGGACAGUUAGGACUAGGAUCAAAGAGCACUGUCAGCAAACCAACAUGUGUUAAAGCAUUAAAACCAGAAAAAACAAAACUUGCCGUUUGUGGAAGAAACCACACUUUAGUUUACACAGAAAAAGGAAAUGUUUAUGCUGCUGGAGGUAACAGUGAAGGUCAGUUGGGAUUAGGUGACACAGAAGAAAGGACCACAUUUCAUUUAAUUAGAUUUUUUACCAACCAGCACAAGAUCAAACAGCUAGCAGCUGGAUCAUACACCUCAGCAGCAGUAACUGAGGAUGGGCAGCUUUUUGUGUGGGGUGACAAUUCAGAAGGUCAGAUUGGCUUGGCUGAUGAAGCCUGUGUCAGCAUCCCAUGUCAAGUGGAUGUUGGAAAACCUGUUUCUUCUGUAUCCUGUGGAUAUUAUCACUCUGCCUUGAUAACAGGAGAUGGUGAGCUGUAUACUUUUGGAGAACCUGAGAAUGGGAAACUGGGAUUAAUGCCUGAACAACUGAAGAACAAUAGAGUCCCACAGCCUGUAAUGGGAAUUGUGGAAAAGGUUAAUAAGGUUGCUUGUGGUGGAGAACAUACUGUGGUGCUUACAGAGACAAAUGUAUAUACUUUUGGACUUGGACAACAUGGGCAGCUGGGACAUGGUACUUUUAUUUUUGAAACUUCAGUACCGAAGUCUGUGAAACACUUGAGGAGGUAUAAAAUAUGUAACAUUACAUGUGGGGAAAAUCAUACUGCUGUAAUAGCAGAGAAUGGCCUCAUGUUUACUUUUGGAGAUGGGCGACACGGCAAGUUAGGCCUUGGAGAAGAGAAUUUUACAAAUCAGUUUGACCCCACUCUGUGUUAUAAUUUCUUGAAGUUCACAGUCCUUUUGGUUGCAUGUGGUGGUUGUCACAUGCUAGUUUUUGCUGCUCCAAGACCUAAAGGAUUUGAAGAAGUGCUCUUAGAAGAUUUACAUGAAAGCUCUUUGACUGCUACAAUCUCUAAAAUAAGUGGAGAUUUACUACUAACAAACACCUUACAACUAACAUCAGCACGAAUGCGACGUCGAGAGAGGGAAAAGUCACCAGAGCAGUUUAGUCGAAUGACACAAACUCUGCCUCCACUAGGAGAAAGCUUCUUAAAAUCUUCACUACCUGUGACAAGCAAGACUAGUCCAUUCUGGUUUUCUGCAACAGAUCUUCCUAAAGCUGAACUUAGGAAGCACAGGCGCCAUAAAAAAGUAAAGAAAAAGAAUCAUCAGAAGGAUAAACCCGGUGAACGCUCUGCAGAAGAAGAUUCAGAUAAUGAAAAUAAUGACAGAAACCUUGGAGAUACAACUGACAUCCUAAAUAUGACACAUGUAAUGAAAUUGAAUCCCAGUGACCAGUCCUUGAAAUUAUCACCACUCCAGAAACAAAAGAAGAACAAUAAAAAUGUGAAACUGAAAAGAGAUGGUAAGGGUGGGCUGAAAAACAAAGAUUCUGAUUUAGUGAAGGAAGGGUCAAAAUUAGACUCUGGCUCUUUACAAAAGCAGUCUUCACUUUCAGAGUUACCAGGGCAAGACUUGGAAAAAAGUAGUGCCUUUGUGGGGAAGCCAGUGGCCAAAAAAAAUACAAUGGAAGGUAAAUCUGGGAAUGCACAAACUGUUGGUACUUUGAAAAGUGGUGUUCAACAAAUCAGUAGGGACAAACACAGAUUGGUGAAAAGGGAAAAAGCAUAUGCGGAAAAUCAUGAACUUGUCAGAGAGGAUCUUCCCACUGAAAAGCAAAUUCUGACUGAAGGAACAAAUUCUUCCUAUAACAAGUCAAAAGCUAUUAAAUCUAAGCAAUUCCUAAAAAUCAGUGUACUUCCUCCUGCAUCCAGAGAUCAGCCCCAGACUGAUUCAGUAGUUGCACAAAAAUACUGCUCUGUUAAAAAGCAAGGAAGUCAAGAAGCAAUAGAAAGUGAAAACAGAAUAAAGGAUGUUGUUGGAAAAUCUGAUAAAUGUGAAAGAAUAUGUGUCAGAGGAGAAGGAAACAGUGAAAAGCAGAGAGGGUUUAAAAAGAAUGUUCAUUUUUUGAAACAAAUAUCUGUGUCAUCAUUUUCAACUGAGGAAAAUAGUAAUGAUCUUGCAAAAUUUGUACUUAAAAGGAGGGAAAAAGAUGAGAAAUACUAUGAAGGCAGGAAGGUCCAGAAGGCCAUUAAAACAAUAAAAGAUGUGAAAGAUUUGAACUUAGAAGAUAAUGAGAUUGAGGAGAUGCAAGCUGCAAACAGUGAGAAAGAAUAUGUAGAAGAGACUUAUAUAAAAAGCUUGAAUGAGGAAGAAACAAACUCUGAAGGUAAAUCUGAUGAAGGCAGACAGUUAGAAAUCAAGAAUGAGAAGGAAUCUAAUCAAGAGCAGGAGAGUGAAAGCAGUGAAAAGGAUGAAAGUGAAAAAGAAAAACUAGAUGAAACAAUUGAGAGUGAAGAAGAAGAGAGUGAGGUUAAAAAAGAUGGAGAUGAAGUUUCAGUAGAAGGAGAUGAAGAGGAAAAACAUAAUGAGGAAGAAAAUGAAAGAGAGGAAUCACAGGCUGAAAAAGACAGUGAGAACGAGGUUGCAGAAGAAAUGGAACAGAUUAAUCAGGAAGGUGGCAAAGAGCAAGGAGAUGAGGAAUGGAGGUUGAUAGAGGAAGAAAUGCUGAGAGAGGGGGAAAAGGAGGAUAUGGAAGAGGAGUAUACUAAAGUGGAAGACACCAAAAAAGAAAAGGAAGAACAGGUUAGAAGUGUGGGAAGAGAUGAGAGUGAGGAAGGAGAUGAAGACAGAGAGGCAGGGGAAGAAAAAGAGGUAGAGGCAGAAGAGGAAGAAGAUGAAAAGGAAAAUGAAGAUGAAAACAAAGAAAGUGAGAAUGAAAAAGACAAAGAGGGUGAAAGGGAGGAAUUAGAAGAAUCAUUGGCAGGGAGGGAAGAAGUAUCUGAAGAACAGGAAGAGAAAGAUGCAAAUAAGAGGACUAAGGAGGUAGGGGAGGAUGAAGUGGAAGACAAAACAGGAGAUAAGGAAGAGGAAGGAGCAGAGACAGAAACAGAAGGGGAGGAUAGAGAAGAAGAUGAAAAUGAGGAGUGGGAAAAUGAAGAAGUGGAAGAAGAAGAUGAGGAAGCGGAAGGGGAGGAAGAAAAUGAGGAAGUGGAAGGGGAGGAAGAAGAAGAGGGAGAAGGGGGAGUUGAAGAAGAGGGAGAAGGGGGAGUUGAAGAAGAUGAGGGAGAAGGAAGCAUGGAAGAAGAAGAGGAAGAAGGGGGAGUUGAAGAAGAUGAGGGAGAAGGAAGCAUGGAAGAAGAAGAGGAAGAAGGGGGGGUGGAAGAAGAAGAGGGAGAAGAGGGGGUGGAAGAAGAAGAGGGAGAAGAGGGAAUGGGAAAAGAAGAAGGAGAAGAGAGGGUGGAAGAAGAGGGAAUGGAAGAAGAAGAAGAAGAGGGGGUGGAAGAAGAAGAGGGAGAAGAGGGAGUGGAAGAAGAGGGAGUGGAAGAAGAGGGAGUGGAAGAAGAGGGAGAAGAGGGAGUGGAAGAAGAGGGAGAAGAGGGAGUGGAAGAAGAGGGAGAAGAGGGAGUGGAAGAAGAGGAAGAAGAGGAAAAAGAGGAAGAGGAAGAAGAAGGGGAAGGAGAAGAAAAAGGAGAAGAGGAAGAGGAGGAACAAGAAGAAGAGGAAGGGGAUGUGGGAGAGGAGGAUGAGGGAGAAGAGGAAGAAGAGGAAGAGGAGGAUGAGGGAGAAGAGGAAGAAGGAGAGGAAGAGGAAAAGGCAAAAGCUAAAAGAAUAAAUUAUAGUAAUAAGCUUCCACAAAAGAAAAACAAAACCAGGACGCCAGAGAAGACAGAAAAUAGUGCUUUACCAAAUAGCUCUAAACAAAAAAUGAAGUCCAAACAGCAUGUAGCAAAUGGUUUACAUAAUUCAGAACAAUUUUGGAACAAUGUACUACCUCAUUAUUUAACGCUGAAGUAGCAUAAACUACUGGAGAUGCAUUUUAAGCCUAUUCAGAAAACUUUGGAAAUAUGGCAGAUUGAUUUUUAUUACUUAAAAAAAAAUAAUGUAGUCAAAAUACAUUAUUAUACAUCUACUUUAAGUGCCAAUUUAUCGAAAAAAAGACUGAAGAAAAUGUUUAGAUUUGGGAAGCUUUUGUGAGAGAAAUCAUAAAUGGUUGAUACAGUUACACAAUCUUUAACACAUAUGAUUUAAAAAAAUAAUUGCUGAGGAGGCAAAGUGUGUUUGCCUCUUAAAUCAUAAUGUCAUGCUGGCAACAUGAAUUAUACAUUGUAACAGUGACAUUGGAACAUUCAAUUGCCUUUGGAUCAGAUUUCUUAAGGUGAUGUAUCGGUUUUAGUUGCAGAAUAGUCUACAUGUUAAUGUCUUUU